Messenger RNA from Sclerotinia trifoliorum, 1803 nucleotides. The record is from the annotation of a GenBank genome assembly. NCBI's taxonomy places the organism in Eukaryota, Fungi, Ascomycota, Leotiomycetes, Helotiales, Sclerotiniaceae.
GCGAAGCUCCGGCCGCCUAGAGUGAAGCUUCCACUUUAUUACCUAUUGAAGCUGCUCUGUUUAACAAUAUACCUGUCACAAACAGCUAUCCAAGACCAACAAGAUGUCUAUCUCACCAAUUAUUACAUUUAAGGCAGGGAAGUGUGAUCUUGAUGUAUGUAUACUCAUGUAUUUCUUCAUGUUAAACAUAAAGUUAAUAUCUCCAUCAGACAUCGAGUAAACCUCAUAAAGUCAAGCCUGAUCCAACUCCUGGUUAUAUCUAUCUUUGGGCUGAAGAUGGUAAGUUAUAUUUAAAUCGCUGGACGUGGAAAUUACUAAUAGUGUGAAAGGACUUAUGCAUUUUCAAUGGCGCGAAAGAAGUAAACCUAUGGAUGCUGAGGACAACCUCGAUUUGAUAGUGCCACCAGCUGAUGCCAUCUUUCAACCUUACGAUUCCAAACAAACUGAUGAAGCAACCGCAAAAACCAAUGGUCGCAUACUCGUUUUCAAGUUCUUAUCCUCUUCUCAAAGAUACCUUUUCUGGAUGCAAUCAAAACCUCAAGCGCGAAAUGGAGAUCCAAGUUGGUUCAGUCCCCGGGACUUGAAGAUUGGACAAAUUGUGAAUACAUUGUUGCAAGGAGAGGAGGUCAAUGUUGAACAAGAAAUCGCACAAGUUAGAGGGGCUGAUGGAGGAGACGAUGAUCAGGACGAAACUAUGGAGGACGUUGAAGGCCAUGGUAAUUCAUCCGAACAUCAUGGUGGAAGUGGAGGAGCUGGAGCAAAUGCAACUGGUGGAGAUGUUAGAGAAGAAGGGGCAAGCUCAAGGGAGGCUGGAGCUGAUGGUGGAAGAGCGUAGGUUAAUUCCCAUCGAUUGUUUACAAAGUACCUGAGCACUUUAACAUGAGGCGUUGGUUGGUACGAUGGGAGAUCAAAGAUGAUCAUACCAUAUAGUUCUUGUACAUCUAGACAGCUACGUUUUGCGAAUGAAUUCCAGAAAUGACAAAGCCAUCUGACUUGGCUUUUACAAGAACCCUGCGCUGACUAUGUGAGUAGUGCUGGUUCAGGACCAACAGAUGCUGCCUCAGUUGUUCAAAACUUUCUUAAUUCCUUGAAAGGUUCUGGAGGGGCUAGCAUGCAACAACAAUCACAAGGACAAAUGUACACUACCUUACCGGACCUUUUACCAAAUGCAGUAACUAUCCCAUCGAUCGACGCUGCAACUCUAGCUCAAGUGGACAAUCUCCUAAGCUAUCUUCCACCUACGAUCCUACAACUUGCACAAGAAUCCGCAUCAUCCCUUGAAUUGGCCGAACCUACGUCUCAGACUGCGGCCGCUGCGAUAGAAGCUCUGAGCUUGGAUCAAAAGAAGUCAGUAUUGAAGAGAGUAGUCAGGAGUCCACAAUUUCAUCAGAGCUUAGGAAGUUUGACCAUGGCGAUCCGAGAUGGUGGUUUGCCUAGUAUUGCUGAUGCCUUGGGAGUGAAGUUGGAAAAUAAUGGGCUGGUCAAAGGAGGAAGUGUUCCAUUGGGAGGUGGCGAUGCGGUUGAGGCAUUUGUUGAGGGUGUUAGGAAGUCAGUGGAGAAGAAAUGACGCAUUGAGUCAUAAUCUCUUUCUUCAGGGCGGUGUAAGAUAGAUAGGACAGAUGGUGUGGUGACUUGAGAUGAUACCAAUUCAUGAUAUGUUAUGACUAAACGAACAGUUUGCGUGAGUGGCUGAUGUUGGCGGGGUUUUUGGGGCCUGCAAGGCUGAAGAUGAAAUGUUCAAUGAUACCGAGGACUGUACCACAUGGAAUAAGCUGUUAGUUAGUACUGAUAGUGUUGACAUUU